AUGACGGAACACAUUCACCCAGGCCAACUGGUCGAAAAGGACGAUCUGAGCGACACCAUGCAUCAGGAACACAAAGAAGGCGUCGAGCUGGAGACCCUUCAGGGCUCGGUAGGCCUGGACAUGGCCAGGCGGGCCAAUCCGCCGAACCCAUGGAGCUCUCAGAUGAAAAAGCUAUACUUGUUCCUCAGUGUGGCAUAUCUUUGCUCGGCUUUGAACGGAUUCGACGGCUCCCUUAUGGGUGCUCUGCUUCCUAUAGCGCAAUUUCGUGAGACCUUCGGCUCCGGCUUGGUUGGCUCCAAAGCGUCCCUGAUCCAAGGAAUGUACACUAUUGGAGGUGUCUCCGCACUCCCAUUUGUCGGCAUUUUCUUGGACACUUGGGGUCGACGAUGCGGUAUGUUUGUUGGUUCAUGUGCUGUCGUUCUGGGUACUAUUCUCGGUGGAACUGCCAAUCAUAUGGACCAAUUGCUCGCUAGCCGGUUCUUCCUUGGGUGGGGAUACUCCAUGGCAUCUUCGGCAGCACCGGCUUACGUGGUGGAAAUCAGCCAUCCCGCGUACCGUGACAUUCUAACCGGCUUGUAUAAUUGCCAGUACUUCAUCGGCGCCAUUGCAGCCUCAGGUGCUUGUCGCGGAUGUCUGAGGUUCUCGGGUUCCCUCGCGUGGCGUAUCCCCAUUUGGUGUCAAUUAAUCUCUUCCAGUAUUAUAAUAUUGACUGUCUGGUUCAUACCAGAGUCACCUCGCUGGCUCUAUAGUCAUGGUCGUCGUGAGGAAGCAUGGGACGUGAUCACCAACUACCACGGUGAGGGCUCCCGGGACAACGCCUAUGUUCAGCUCCAGCUCCGUGAAUAUGAAGAGGCCAUCAACCUUGAAGGCUCGGAUAAGCGGGCCUGGGACUUCCGAGAACUCGUCAAUACAAAAGCUGCGAGAUGGCGUCUCAUGUGCGUUGCUAUCGCGUCUCUUGCGAGCCAGUGGGCGCAGGCUGGUGUCACGACUUACUACAUCGGGGGGCUUCUGGCCACAGCUGGAGUUACCGAGACAACACAGGUCUUGAAUGUCAACCUUGGCAACACUAUCCUUUCUGCUGGAGGUGCCUAUAUGGGGAGCUAUUUGGGGCCGAAACUCCGACGGAGGCCCAUGAUGAUUGGGACGUCUAUUGCAUGCAGUCUCUGCUUUGCCGGCCUUUCAGCCGCAACCGGAGUAUACCAAAAGUCCUUAGAAACAAGCGCGGCCACCGCUUCGAUUGUGAUUAUCUUCCUCAUCGGCUUCUGUUUCAGCUUUGGCUGGACCCCCUUGCAAGCCAUGUAUGCCGUGGAAUGUCUCUCAUACGAAACCCGUGCCAAGGGCAUGGCCAUGUAUUCUGUCUUCACCAACGUCGCCCUGCUGGUAAAUCAGUUUGGAAUCGGCAAUGCCAUCAGUGCUAUUGGAUGGCAUACUUACAUUCUUUUGGCCGGCUGGAACAUUGUUCAAGGAGUGUUCAUUACUUUCUUUGCGGUGGAAACAAGUAAUCGGACGCUCGAAGAGCUUGCGGAGAUCUUUGAUGCUCCGAAUCCCAGGAAGAAGAGCACGGAACCACAACGGGUCUUGGUUGCUGAUGGCGGGAGCCGGGUGGUGGAAUGCAAGAGUGCAUAG
Penicillium bovifimosum is the source of this 1626-nucleotide messenger RNA. Its product is annotated as Major facilitator superfamily domain general substrate transporter. Gene Ontology annotation, cellular component: membrane. The transcript is spliced from 4 exons. Bases 1 to 1626 code for a protein of 541 amino acids. Gene Ontology annotation, biological process: carbohydrate transport; transmembrane transport. Gene Ontology annotation, molecular function: carbohydrate:proton symporter activity. The record is from RefSeq and is a predicted model, not a curated record. NCBI's taxonomy places the organism in Eukaryota, Fungi, Ascomycota, Eurotiomycetes, Eurotiales, Aspergillaceae.